UAACGUUAUAAAAACUAGUUUGAUACAGAACUAUAAAUAUCUACACCUUUCAAAAUUUCAUUAGUUCAUAUCGACAAUUGAAAGUGAAAUCAUGAAAUUACUGUUGCUAAUAUUAAUUGGACUGGCCGUCGUUGCCUCAAAGGUAUCCGAUGACAUAAUCGAAAAGUGGGAAAACAAGAUAUCUGCGUUCAAAGACAAAUGUCUAAAGGCGCAUGGAGCAGAUAGCGAAGUUAUUCAUAGCAUUAUUAAACAUUUGAAAUUUGCGGACCAUGAUCAAGGUACAAAAUGCUUUUACAAGUGCAUAUACCUCGACCUCGACGUCUUCGAUUCAAACGGUCACUUCAGUGCAGAAAAAUUCGUAAAAACGAUGCCGUGGCUUGCACAGGAAUCUGCCUCCAAAUGCGCGACCCAGACAGAAUCUGAGCAUGACGACAAGUGCGAGAAAUCUUAUCAAAUGGCGAAAUGUAUUUUAAAUGAUCUCUCCGCCUGAAAUUCAACAUUACUAUUACCAUAAUAUGCUAUUAUUAAAAGUUGGAUAUAAUACAUAAGAUGUAGAAUUUA
Messenger RNA from Photinus pyralis (common eastern firefly), 561 nucleotides. RefSeq lists its product as uncharacterized. The coding region runs from base 92 to 490 and encodes 132 amino acids. The record is from RefSeq and is a predicted model, not a curated record. Gene Ontology annotation, biological process: sensory perception of smell. The transcript has 2 exons. Gene Ontology annotation, molecular function: odorant binding. NCBI's taxonomy places the organism in Eukaryota, Metazoa, Arthropoda, Insecta, Coleoptera, Lampyridae.